CCAAACGUGGAGAGCCCACCACAUCAUCUCCUUUUCUGUGACUUACUUAAAGUGUCCUUAAAAUAAGUGCCUAGUUCCUGUAAAUAAAUCUAUAGAAUUUUGAUUUUAUUGCGACAGACACUUGAGAAAUAAAGCAACAAUUAUUUGCUCACAAGUUUCUAUGACAACGUAUGCAGGGAGCUUUGUUUUCAAAUCAACAGCAAUACUAGGAACGCGAGUGCAGUUUUUCCAGAAGUGUUAAUUAUAUUUCUGUUUUAUUUUAUUUCUGACGUGUGAGGUGGGGAGGAAGAUCUUAAUGGGCGCAUGAUUCAAGAUACAAAGCCACGUGUUCGUGUGAUCGCAUACAUCCGGCAGUCGUGUUUUAUCUUCUGUAGAACUGACCACACCAUACACCUCGAUAGAGCAGACUUGUUUAUCAAACGCUGUUCGAUGGCUGUGUCUACACUGAACAUGGCACCUUACUUCACAGGAUACCCUUUUCAAGGACAGGGGAGGGUGAACCAGCUGGGCGGCGUAUUCAUCAACGGGCGCCCUCUGCCGAACCAUAUCCGCCUCAAGAUCGUGGAGAUGGCAGCUGCCGGGGUUCGACCCUGCGUCAUCUCGCGACAACUGCGUGUGUCACACGGCUGUGUGUCCAAGAUACUGAACCGUUAUCAGGAGACUGGCAGCAUCCGCCCUGGGGUUAUAGGGGGUAGUAAGCCGAGAGUAGCAACCCCGGAGGUGGAGCAGCGUAUCGAGGACUACAAGAAGGCCAACCCGGGCAUCUUCAGCUGGGAGAUCCGCGACAGACUCAUCAAGGAUGGUAUCUGCGACAAAAACAGCGCACCAUCUGUGAGCUCCAUCAGCAGGUUGCUAAGAGGGGGUCGUAGAGACGAAAGUGACCCCAGGAAGAACCACUCCAUCGACGGCAUUCUUGGUCCAAGCAGUGGCGAUGAGUCCGACACGGAGUCCGAACCCGGGAUACCGCUUAAGAGGAAGCAGCGUCGCAGCCGCACCACGUUCUCUGGAGACCAGCUGGAGGAGCUGGAGCGGGCUUUCCAGAGGACACAGUACCCGGACGUUUACACCCGCGAGGAACUAGCCCAGAAAACGAAACUGACAGAAGCUCGAGUUCAGGUGUGGUUCAGCAACCGACGGGCUCGUCUGCGGAAACAACUGAACAGCCAGCAGCUGAACGCUUUCAAUUCCAUGUCUUUGCAGUCGGCGUUCCCUCCACAGUACGCCGUUCCGGACCCAACCGCCAAUUUCAACGCUCAGAGCCACACGACCUCCUGGGCACAACAGAGCGCCGCCGCAGCAGUUGCCGGUUACGCAGCGGCGGGGGCCCUCAGCACCUACAAUUCCGCGGCGGGCUAUCACCACCCAGUGUCGUCCAGUGCAACAAGCGACCCGGUGUCAGGAGCGGGCCCUACCGCCACCACGACCUCCUCCAAUCAGUUCCCUGGCUACCCGCACCACCACCCCCCGCCGCCCCCAGCGCCGCCCGGCGUCAUGCCCGGCCAGCACUGUGCGUCUCACCACCAGGCAUCAGCCUGGACGCGUCAUCACGCAGCUCAGUCUGUUGCCAAGGCUGUGGACGUCCCGACGCCAUGGACCGACAAUUACAGUUUGUUUGCUAGCGGUGCGUCGCACUACGGCGCUACCAACCUAACCCCACACUCGCCAUCCGAAGCGAAGUCUGGAUAUCCAUAUUUCGGUCAGCUGAGUGGCAUGGAAGCUGGUAUGGUGUGCGGUAGGGUCCACUGACAACACUUGUUCAUACAGCCCAGCGUCACGAAGGGAGGACUGCUGAAGUUUGUGUCUGGUUCUACAUAAACUUGCAAGUGGCUUAUGGUCUUAAAGCCUUUGCUUCAGUGAUUAAUCGUCUGGGUGAUACAAACAUGAUAUCUGGUAUAAGCAAUCAUUCUCCUACUUCAUAUUUUACGUGUGAUGUGAUAAGAAACUACUGCUGCCAUCUAUUGAUGAUUCAUGCUAAUUAUUUAUGCUUUUCAACAAAGAUAAUAAAUAAGUUUAAAUGGAAACAAAACACAAUAGAGAAAUUGUUGGAUAUGACGACUUUCUCAAAAAGGUGACCCACUGGCUUAUAUCGCAGUGUACGGGCAGUUCGGAGGAACUCAUCGCCCUCAUCUUCAGAGACGAAGUGUAAGCCAAGCAGGUAGCAGCUCCUCUGAAAUAUCGGCCUGUCUCUCAGCGACACGGCAUUAAAGGACCAUACUGUUUCACAACAGACUGAAUCUGUUUUGAUAAUAACUGAGUUUACAAAAUGGCCGCGCCAUAGCUUAAGUGGUUACUCUCUGCCUUC
Molecule: messenger RNA, 2302 nt
Organism: Cryptotermes secundus
Lineage: Eukaryota; Metazoa; Arthropoda; Insecta; Blattodea; Kalotermitidae
Product: protein gooseberry
Exons: 7
Coding region: 304-1746 (480 amino acids)
Biological process (GO): anatomical structure development; regulation of transcription by RNA polymerase II
Molecular function (GO): RNA polymerase II cis-regulatory region sequence-specific DNA binding; DNA-binding transcription factor activity, RNA polymerase II-specific
Source: RefSeq, a predicted model, not a curated record